Molecule: messenger RNA, 916 nt
Organism: Linum trigynum
Lineage: Eukaryota; Viridiplantae; Streptophyta; Magnoliopsida; Malpighiales; Linaceae
Source: the annotation of a GenBank genome assembly
AAAGAUAGAGAGGGAGAUGGCGGGAAAGCACAUUACUCAUCUACAGUGUUAUUAUUGCUUGGGAGAGAAAAUGUGGCGGGAAAAGGGCCAUUACUCAUAUCAUCGACAAGUGCCAGUGAGAUUAUGAAGGACGGGACGGGGGACAGAAGAGGCGAUUGUAUUAAUUUUCUUUCAUUUAUGAAUUUGAUUUGAUUGUGGGUCAGACAAGAAGAGAUAGAUAAUGAAUUCUUUUGCUUAGCCGCCCAGCCCAUCAUUAAUUAAUUCAUUUAUUUAAAUCAUAAAAAUAAAAGUAGCAUAAAUAGGGCUCUCAGUCACCCCCUCCCCUUCGCUCAAUUACCUUUCCUUUCAAACACUCCCAUUUCUCCAAUUCCGCACUCAAACCCAAUUCCGGCCGAUCGACAUGGGCGAUGCCGCGGAAGCAGCAGCACUGAACCUAUCGCCGUCUCGGGUGUCCGAUGUGGCAGAUGGGUUUUCCACUCCCAAGGGGCCGGAGCACCGGAUUCCAGAGCCGACGGAGUGUCCCUGGGCGCCCAAGCCUCAAAGGCGGCCGCGCGAGAUCAGCGUCAGGAGGACGUUCCGCGUUGUGAUGAGGAACGUGUUGCUAAUCCGAGCCACCUACCGCCGGCCGCCUCGCCGCACUUACUGGCAGUUCAUACUAAUUAGCUUGCGUCGACGAUACGUACUACUUGAAGAUGAUGUGUAACAGCGAGCGAGCGAGUACUAAUUCAGACAAUAAUGAACCAUGUCUACAUGUCCAUUGUCAUCCUUCGUUAUAGACCUUUUGGUAUCUGCGAUUGUCGAAAUUGGUGCAUUAUAUAAGUACCUAUGUGUUAUAAAUUGAUGUAUUGUUUAAUCAUGUGUGCAUUUUAAGAUUACUAUGGUUUGGUAAUCUAAGGAAUAAUAUCAGAAAAUUACC